Messenger RNA from Vanrija pseudolonga, 783 nucleotides. RefSeq names its product Transmembrane emp24 domain-containing protein 9 (gene TMED9). The transcript is spliced from 5 exons. Gene Ontology annotation, biological process: intracellular protein transport; endoplasmic reticulum to Golgi vesicle-mediated transport; Golgi organization. The record is from RefSeq and is a predicted model, not a curated record. NCBI's taxonomy places the organism in Eukaryota, Fungi, Basidiomycota, Tremellomycetes, Trichosporonales, Trichosporonaceae. The coding region runs from base 23 to 664 and encodes 213 amino acids. Gene Ontology annotation, cellular component: Golgi apparatus; endoplasmic reticulum; COPII-coated ER to Golgi transport vesicle.
CUCACCCACACACUCCACGACCAUGCGCCUCGCGUCCCUACUUGCCGCUGCGCCGCUGCUGCAGGCCGUGACGGCGCUACACUUCUACUUCGAGUCGAAUGAGAAGCGCUGUUUCCUCGAGGAGCUGCCGUCCAACACGAUUGUCGAGGGCCACUACAAGGCGCUCCUGUGGGACGAGCCCCAGCAGCAGUGGGUCAUCAACGAGCAGCUGGGCAUCCACGUGAAUGUGGAGGACCUGUCCUCUGGCAACAUUGCCGUCAACACGCGCGGCCCGCACGAGGGCAAGUUUACCUUCACCUCGCACGACCCGGGAGACCACAACAUCUGCCUGCACACCAACAUGACGGGCGGGUGGGUGAGCAACGAGCAUAUCAAGCUGUACUUGGAUAUCAAUGUCGGGUCGAGCAAGCACGACUUGGAGGCCGACCGCAACCACGCCAACACGCUCGCAGGCAAGCUCAACGAGCUCAACAAGCGCGUAGAGGACAUUCAGCGCGAGCAGCGGUACAUGCGCGAAGUGGAAGCGUCGUUCCGCGACGCGUCGGAAAACGUCAACUCGGUCGCGGUCUGGUACUGUAUCCUCCAGAUUGGCGUGCUCGUCGCUGCUGGAUUCUGGCAGAUGCGCCAUUUGAAGGUGUACUUUGACGAUAAGAAGCUGCGCUGAGGGGGGAGGCAGGUAGGCGGAGAGAGAGAGAGCGCGGAGUGGACGCCGGAGACACAGCAGACAGACAGAUCGAGACACUGGGCGAGACAGACCCACACGACAUGCAUGCAUGAGACACG